Messenger RNA from Theileria orientalis strain Shintoku, 234 nucleotides. RefSeq lists its product as hypothetical. NCBI's taxonomy places the organism in Eukaryota, Apicomplexa, Aconoidasida, Piroplasmida, Theileriidae. The record is from RefSeq and is a predicted model, not a curated record. The transcript has 3 exons. Bases 1 to 234 code for a protein of 77 amino acids.
AUGUCAACUGCACCAGGGCUUUCGUUCGCCAACGUUACGCUGUUGCUGGACGUGCCGCAACUUCCGGCGAUUGUCGCAUCGAACUGUUUCCACAACUAUCGCACACUAUCACGGGAAUUCAGGUUCGUCAUAAACGAAGCAGAAGAUUUGGUCUACCCUUUCAACAGAAUCAACUUGCAAGACAGGAACACGAACAGGAUGGGAAGGCCGAGGAAGUACAACGACAGUGAGUAG